Paramecium tetraurelia is the source of this 1047-nucleotide messenger RNA. RefSeq lists its product as uncharacterized. The transcript is spliced from 5 exons. The record is from RefSeq and is a predicted model, not a curated record. Lineage: Eukaryota; Ciliophora; Oligohymenophorea; Peniculida; Parameciidae.
AUGGAGGAUUAGAUUGAUAACGAAUUUCUUGAUGAAAAUCCAGAAAACCAAGAUCUAGAAUCGUGUGAUCUUUGCAAUAGGAAGUUUCAUCCUGAAAGAAUUGAAAGACAUCUUAUCGCUUGUCAAAAAGCACAAUAAAAAUAAUAAGAAAGGGAUAAAAUAAUAUAAAAAAAGAAAAAACAAAAUGAACAAAAAAAAUAGCAACUUCAAUAAGUGGAUGUUGAAAUAGUUAAAACUAAUUGGAGGGAGGAACAUCAAAAAUUUCAAGAGUAAAUCUAGUAUAACCGAAAAUUAAAAUAAUUAGAAACUGAAGGAUAAGAUGUCAAUUAGUUAAAACCAUUAGAAACCAAAGUAAAUUCCAAUUAUGUUUUCUGCGAAUACUGUGAAAGGCAUUUUGAUAAACAUGUUGCUGAAAGACAUAUACCUAAGUGUAAAGAAAUCAUAGCCAAGCCUAAACCUCCUAGAAAGAAGACUGUUGAAAUGAUCCAACCUUCCUAGCCAUCACUUUAAGAGAAAAGAUAAGCCUAAGUUAGUACACCAUCUACUUCCAGUUAAAUGGAGAGGAAACCUAUUAUCAAAAAACAAUUAUCAGAUUCAUCAUAACAAUUUAGACCUACUAGUUUAUAAAAAUUUAUAGCGGAAUAAUCUGGCAAAGCAAAUUUAACAAAUAUAGGUUUUAUCGAUUGCAAGGCAAGAGCUACUGCUAUCUAAGAUACAGAAUGUCCACAUUGUAAUAGAAGAUUUAUAUCCAGGGCAGCAGAAAGACACAUUCCAAUUUGUGAAAAAUUAACAAGAAAACACUCUUUUCAAAUCAAAUAUCAAAAUAGAAAGAGUGUUCCCAUCAAACAAAAUAAUUUAAUGGUGUUGACUCCUACAGCUAUUUUACCUUAGAUUUAAAGAAAAACCAAUAAGUAAUUAGAAGCUGGAACUCUGCCUCCUAUUGGAAAUAGUAAAAAAUUUUGCACAGAAUGUGGAAAUAGAUUCUAGGCAAAUCAUAAAUAUUGUGGUGGAUGUGGACGUAAAAGAGAACCUGAAAUAGUAAUUUGA